CACCGAGGACGUGACAAACUUGAAAAGAGGGAUUUCAUGGAGGAACUCCUGAACUUCCUCCAUGAAUCGAGUGUUGCGACGGCAGCGCCACUGAAGUGAUUUCUCCACGCAGCUACGAAACAACGGCGAACAGUUUGCUUGUGCGUUGUUGAACCCCUGUGUGCGGAACAGGCUACGGUCUGCGCGAACCGAUGGGCCGUCGGCGACUCGUAAUCGCUCUCGAACGCGCAGCUCGGCAAAAUUGAUCCUCAUGCUUCCGUGUCGGACAAGACGAGUGUGUUGGGGCGCCCGGAAACGAAACCCUGGUCGUGCGUGAGUGCGUGAUUCCCGGGACGGGAACGGCGAGGCCGUGUUCGAACUGUCGGGUUGGUGGAAGGUCCCCCCCUUCGCUAAGCGACCAACGCGACGACGCCACUAGACUCGCCUUCGACGUGCUGCCCCAAGAGGCGACGAUGCGAGGACGCCUUCGUGCCGUGACGACGGCCCCCCGGUAGCGUGACACCUUCGAGUUGGCGGCUGCAACGGCGGCAGCGACGGCGGCAGUAUGGAGUCGUGGAGGUUGCAUGUCAUCCUCCUGCAGAUCAUGCUUCUCCUCGUCCUGCUGGCGUUGCCUGCAGUGGCCGAUUGCGACUGGUCUGGCCUAAGGGAAGACACGCAUCACUAUGAAGGCAACUACACUUCGAGGGCCUACAAGGACACAUUCAAGGAUGGGGACACCGCUCCUUACAAGUGUCAAGAUGGCUAUGCCGUCUCCGGCCUUUAUUCAGGGCCCCACGUACUCAACGCCACCUGCCGCGGCGAUAAAUGGGUGUAUGAUCCAAGGAAUCUGGUGUGCAAGGCCAUAAGUUGCGGUCACCCCUGCCCGGGUGGUUCCUGUCGAAAUGGCGAUGUCUCCCCACCCGUGUUUAACUUCCCCGGUGUGGUGAAGUUCACCUGCAAGCAGGGCUACCACUUGGUGACACACGACGACCAAUACUGGGAUCCAAAAAACACUGUCUACUGCAAGUCUGAUGGCAAAUGGAGCCGUCCGGCACCCAAGUGUGUAGAGGUGAGGUGCCCACAGCCCCCUCCCAUUGGCAAUGGCCAGGUCAGCCCGCAGCAGCCAAUCUUCCGAGAAAACGACGUUGUCCAGUACACCUGCAAUCAGCCCUACACGCUGGUGGGGGACGCUACACGCCGAUGCCAGAACAAUGUCACGUGGUCUGGCGAUGAGCCGACUUGUGAGAGUCGUGGAAAACAUGUGGAAUAUUGGACUCCAAAUGUGAUUGUUGAGCGUUGCCCGCCACCAGUACUGCCAUACGGAGAAAUUAAAACCAACGGUGAUUACGGGGUUGGGGCCCAUAUCAUCUACGUCUGCGACGACGGCAAGCGAGGGGCUGCCGGGUGUGGCGAGGACCUCAAGUGGCAUCCAGACCCGCCACUGUGCACGGACACAAAGCAAAAAUCAACGCCAGCGCCAGCGCCUCCACCCCGUUCUCCACCAACUACUCCAACUACAACUGCUAGUACUCCUUCACCACCAACACAAUGUAGCCCACUGUCAAGCCCAACCAGCGGCAAGCUGUUCAGCAGCGACGGCUUCAGAAUCAACGCGUCCGUCUUCUUUACCUGCGACGAAGGCUACACCUUGCAGGGGCCUGCAACGCUCAUAUGCAGGCCAACAGGCAUAUGGGAUCCGCUGACGACGCCAACAUGCACUGCACCUCCGCCAUGGAUCAUCAUCCUCAGCGUCUGUCUGGCAGUUCUCGCCUCUCUCGUGCUGUGCUGCCUGGGAUUUUUCUACAUCAUGCGGCGAAGACGGCGGCGUACACCCCCGCCUCGCAGCUACAGGCGGCAGAUACGAAAGCCGGGACCGUACGAUGCAAUAUCCAACGAUGAGGUGGCGAGGCUGGGAAAACCAUUUCCUGUGACGAGCUUAUGAGCUGUGCACAAUGUGGCGCAGGUUGAGAGACUCGCGACCUGCAGGCUGUUGCUGCCCAGUGGCCUUGUCCCCAGCAGAUCGUCAGGCCAUUAGCUUUCGACAGUGACUUGUUGGUCAGUUGGCGCAAAAACCGGAAGCCAGUGUUUCUUGCCCAGCACUUGUGAGCAGUAUGUGACUGGCUUUUGUGUAAUUAGGUGAAUGGCAGACUGGUGUGAUGCACGAGCUGCUGAACUCACAUGGAAUGUUUGGUGUCAUUGCACUGCUUUGAGCAUCCAGGUGCAUAGAUGUUGUGGUUGUGCUUCAAGUCAUUGUCAUUCAUCUGGUCACCAGUGGGACGCGCACCUGUCCUAUCUCUAUGGGGAGACUGGAGCUGUUCUUGCGGCAUUGCGAUGGAAGUGUUAUGCUGCUAAGCGUGACGCCGCCUUGCGAGAGGGCUUGGUUUAAUUACGGAGCAGAUGUUGCUGAUGGCUUACGCUUAAAAGAAGUGAGGUGACCCACUCAAACUAUAGUAAUGCCUUUCUAGUAAUGUACUUUCUGUCGCCCGAUUACCUGGUUGCAUACACAUGAAAUGGGUAUGCUGGCAUAGGAUUACCAGAGGCAACCAUGUGCAGCCAGUGGGCUUCAUUUUCUCACAUAAGUGCCAGUAUGUGAAAUUCAUGAAUGGAAUAUCUUGUAGCUGACUUGAAAAGCAGCAGCAGGGAUUGCAUGGUGCACGUCGUAAUGUGUAAUUGAAGGUUGCUGUCGGAGCUGCUGUUCUAGGCAGACUGAUAUCUACCUUCUAGCAUUUUUUUUUUUUUUACCGCUGUCUGAAGUUUGCACUGCAGAACAACGAAUCGCACUUUAAAGGGCUGAAGGAUUAGAAGGAAGUCCUCUUAUUGGGCCCCAUUGGUCCUGUUACGUUAAAUUAAGAGGUGACUUGCCUAAGACUGCCAGUAGCAUGCAAGGAGCCAAUUACCUGCAUAUUUCAUUUCAUUAUUGCUGUAGUGUACACUGUAUCAACAUCCAUCUGUGCUAUAUGUAUGGUGCAGGCUGGCAGGUAAUGUGCUUCGUACUCGGCCAUGAAAGUAAAUCAUGGCUACCAGCAUUUCUGUAAAGAACCACCAGCUGUAAGUCAGCAUGUGGAGCACAGCAGAGGUGUUUUGCAGUAUGGCCUACCUCUACACACUGUACAGGUGCAUGUUACAAGGGUCAUUGAUUUACUGCCACCUUGACUUGAAAACAAAGUGAGGCAUAUUUUUGCUGGGAGUGCUAGCAAAAAAUAUGCAAUGCCAAGUUAAGGAAGCGGCUAAUGAUAAAUUUUCUAGCUAAAGGUGUUAUGGUUAGCUUUGUCACCUUUGCUACAAUGAAAAGCUGGCAUGUGGUUUGUGAGCAGACAAGAGUACGAAUGAGAAGGGCAUUAGAUUAUCUUUUGAACAGGCACCAUGCAUUCAAACUAAACAAAAAUAAUGUAACUUUUAAUGCAACUUGAAUAGUCAGCAGAACUAGUAAGUUGCAUUACUUAUGCACAGCAUACGAGACAUUUAAUUGAGGACUGUUAAGAAGCAGUGUGUAGCUGUUGAAGUUAUACCAAAAUUGUUGCUCAUGUCUAAGUAUAGUGUACUCAUUUUAUUCUGCCUUCUAAUGCACUCAAUCUACCGAUGAUUGUUCUCGCAAUAUAUUUGUUAAUCAUCCAAAUAGGACUAUAAAGACAGAUUGGUAUAGGUUGAACUGGCAGCUGUUGGCAUCUACAAAAAACUGUCUGUACCAGCUGAAAACCAAACCAGUAGCAGCCCUAGUUGGGAUAAAUUUAGAGCUAUGACACCGCAACACUGAGAAUGUGCUGCUCUGAACUAUUUUGUAGAAAUUGUAGCAGUUCAAGAACUGGUAAGUUAAUUAUUUCUACUACAGUUCCGAGGCGGUCUGAAGCAGCAUUCCUGCUGCUCGAUGUAUUCUUAAUCAGCAACAUGUGUUGCUUUCCGUGCAUUGCCCAUACCAUUCUGGAUAAACUACAGUUAUCUUGUGAGGAGUGGGGAUAUUACAUUGCUUGUCAAAUAUGAUGCUUUUAUUUUUUUUCAUUGCCUUUCCUAUUGCACCUUUCAUAUUUUAUCUUUUGUACGACAUCCUGCUUUCGACAAGGUUUUGUCUCCCCGGUAAAGCGAUGCAUUUACUGCACCUGCCAAAACACUGAUUUUUCUGGAGAUAGUGUUUCCGCAUGCAUUAAUUCUUUUUCUAGUCUCGCAAAAGUCUGGUUCAACGUUUAUUUCAUUUCUGUCGUUUACAACUGUUUUCUCAUUCAUAGAGAAAAUAUAGUCCGGUUGCAGACUAUGCCCAAUGUCGCUGUGCUCGUAUAAAAAAACGAGUUAGGAAACGAAAAAUGCCAUUUUAUUAAUCCCUUUCAUCGCCGUUUUUCCUUCAAAUUAUUCUCCAUUAUUUUACUGAUGCUGUGUUAUUAAUGCAUUUUUGUAAAUAAGCCUGGAUGGUGUGUAGGAAACUACAGAGAGAGGGUGAUAUUGUGAAGAAAGGAAAUGCAGGGAGAUUACCUAGAAUUUAAUAGUUUGCUACCCUACAUGUGAAGAGGGAGAUGGGGGAGCUAAAAGGAGAGAUGCGAGUAUAGAUAAAUCAUGCGCACUAUACUAGGUGCAGCAUACCUACAGCCAGGCACUCAAGUCUGUCUCCUUCAGGUACCCUAGAAGAGGUCAUGUGGCUUUCCGAGCUGAAUAAAGCGGGCUCCCACGACUUCUGCUUCAAUAAAGGGUCGAUCGUCCUGUAGGGAACUACAGAAUCACUUCAGUGUCAAAGGGCUCUUUCGAAGGUCGUUUUUUAAACGAGCAAUGCUAAUGUAAAUGUUGUGGUGCAACGUAAGAAAUGCAGCACCUCAAGGCGUUCGUGCUUGUUCAAAUGCCUUCCUGAUGCUUGUACAUACCAGUGUAUUACGCUAACCAAUCUAGAUGUGCUCCGCUUACACGUUUCUUUUACGCUACAUGUUCCUGCACCAUUGGAUUCGAAAAGCUCAUGCUAGUUCUCUGUUGAGUGUCAAAAUUUGUCAGGAUGGGUCAAAUGCGUUUGACAUUACGUCCAGAAUUGGAACCAGAUGGGAAAAUUUCUAAGGGCGUUCGCACCUCUGGAAAGUCAGCCUUGGUCUCAUGACACCCAUGAAAGAUCUGUACAUGUGACCACUGUAAGCAACGAAUUAACGAUACCAAGUUUUCGAUGUGCUGGGCCAAAAUAAUGUAAUUAUUCUAUUUCAACGCCAUUCCUUUAUGGGCUUCAUUAGUGGUCAGAGCAGUGCUCUGCCCACAUUAUGAACAAGAUAUCAGUGGGCCGUGAAGGGUUGCUGAUAAGAGUUACAUAAGAUUGUGCGGAAGGAAUCGCUACAUUAUACCAUGCUGCUUCUGUUCUAUGCAUGUGCCGAAACAUUAUAUAUAUAUAUAUAUAUACCAGGUUAUCUAUUUUAAUGGAAACAGACGUGUAGUGAUAUCUACCACAGGAGAUACAAGUCUGCUCCGAAUAAAAUAAGUGACCCAGUAUCUAAUCCCAGUGUAAGACAUGGGCCAGAAUGAUGUAAUAAUGAAUGAUGUAAUAAUGAGUGAUGUAAUAAGAAUGAUGUAAUAAUAAGUGCUAUUUCAGUGCUAUUUUUUGUCCUUUGUCAGUGGUCCAAGCAGGACCUCCGCCCACAUUAUCAGUGAGAUUGGUCGCUUGUGAAUGACGGGAAAGGAAUAGAAUCAAGCAAAAGGAAUCCAUGUAUUAUGUCAACAAUGGAUUGAUUGAGGCAUAUAAUUCCUGCCAUUCUUUGUGACGGGGAAAAAAAAGAAUAUUUUUAAAAAAUGACUACUACUUUCAGUACAACCGUGAGAUCUUUAGUGAUAGCUCAUGAACUUUCUUUCCCUUCUAUUUACUUUGUGUUCAAGCAUACCAUGACAUACUGUGAAUAGGGGCUGGUUUUUUUUUUUUGCAUUUAUUUCUUGAGAAGCUGUUCUCACAGAGCACUGUGGAGCUAGGCUGAUUGCGUGAUGCUUUAGGAACACUUAGAAUCGGCACGGAGGCAGAGUGAUGAUUAGCAGUGUUUUGUUGCCUCCUCUUUCCGCUGUCCUGAGCAGUGUUCGGGAAUGUCUGGAGUGAUGUCCUGGAGUGUGGGUUGGUAAUUUUUGGAGCCCCUGUUUUAUAGUCCUACGUUUGCAAGUUUCUGCAGGUUCCUUGUUUGGCACACUGCAGUGAGUGGUAUGUGUGCAAGCUCCUAAAUCAGUCAGUUGUUCACAUGUUUUUGUCAUAAUGUGCACAAGUGUCUUCUUAGUACAGUAAUCUUUGUGUGAGAUCGUUUCCUGUGUUCGGACAAGCAGGAUCCUUAUGGCUCAUUCACACCAACUACUUGGAGAGGCCACUUGAUGGAUCGCGACUGGCGGUGAUUUGAUGUACAAACCGGCAAGUGCGACUUUCCCAUCGCCACACUGAAACCUCUUGCGAUUGAUGCCGUUCAUAUCUGCUCGCACUGACAUCGUCACGUAAAACAAGCGUCAGUGUUUGCAAAUCUCCUGUUCCUGUGCCGCUGAUUGGUUCAGCAGCAUUGCAACUGCAAUCGCAUGACUGAUCCAAAACAGUCGCUUGCGACCGAAGCAACCAUUUGUGACUACUUGUGACUGGUUUCUUGGCAACCAACUUGGUUGCGUGACCUCUUCGAAUCGUCGGUGUGAAUGCGCCUUUAGUGUUUGUGAUAUACACACACCUGUCGCAGACAUUUGCUCUUGUGUCGUGGCAUCAAUUUGCCUGCCGCAUUUUGUGCCUUGCGCUUGUGCCUUUAAGAGUGGAUGUUUACACUUUUGUAAAGUAAUUCUGUCUAGGUGCCACAGGUGGCAUGAACACAGCGUGUUGAUGAGUUCAACACGGUUCAGUAGAUAUGGCUCGUGUACAGCCUCGUCACAAGCAUUAUCAUAGCUUGUAACCACACAUUCUAGAUGUGUGAAACUUUUCUACUGCAGGUAGUUUGAAAGCACAUAACGUAAAUUCCGUUGAACUGGAAUCUUUGAUAAGCUCGACAGUGACAAGACCUUGAUUUAGCUGUAGAUUGAAUGCACAAUUGUUAUAUAUAGAUAUCCAAAGUCUCUUUGUGUUUGUAUUGAAGGAAGUUCAGUAUGAUUAUUGUGAAAACUUAUGUCAGCUAGCUGAAACGUGCUUAUUGUAGGGCAAUUUGACCAGUGUUUUGGGUACGUAUCACACUGUUGCAGAGUUUUUUUUUUUUUUUUAGAUGACUCGGAUGAAAAUUCUUUUCUCCUUUAGAAUCUCAAUUCCUGUCUCCUUCUUCUUUAGAAGGGAUGGCAGGACACACCAAUGUGUUAUAUUUUAUGUGUGUAUGUGUUCGGGAAUGUCUGGAGUGAUGUCCAUCAGGCACGUAUCUUCUGAAUUGUUAGUGCGGCUUCACUAAUGCCUGUAAGUUGGCGCACAGUGUUGUGCAGCCCUUCAGUUUAAAAAUUCCAGGAAGAUUUUUUUUCUAAUAUUUCUCCUAUUACCCUAUAAUUUGCUGCAGUUGUAAUCAUGUGUACAAUAUUUUGUGCCAUACCAAACAUUUCAAGCGGUUUUGUUGGCCUACUUUGCACAUUUCAUUGCAACCGUCCUCGACGUCCUUUUCGUUCAGCACAUGGCAUGCUCACUUGUGCGUGUUAGUACUGGCUACAUCACUUCUUGGACUGCCAUGUGUGCCUCAUAGCGAGUCACUUGUGAUUGUGAAUUGUAGGUGAUUCUUGUGGCUAUGCUUUCAUUCACCCUCCCUGCUAUGAUAUAGCCCUGUUUUCAAUUAGCCUACAUGAUUCGCAAGUGUCUGCAAGCAUCUCAUGCUGGGUUCAUAGUCUGUGGCACGUGCACUCAGAGCAUUGAGGGCAUUAUUAAUACCGGUGUCACUCAGCCACUUUGGGUCACGAUAGGGCUUCAUUGCAAUCGUAAUCCGAAGUUAUCCGCGUGGCUGGGGUUAUCAGAUUCGCUGUACACUCAAAAAGCUCGCACCGUGGCAGAGCAAUGUUUGAGUUAGUGUGUUUCGAGGCAAGUGCCGGCUUGUGAAGCUUAAUUCAUAUUCUGUUCUCGUUUGCACUGUGUGCAGGCUGCCCCCGCUGAACGUACAAAGUGUAGUAAAAAACAUCGAAAAUUA
Molecule: messenger RNA, 8033 nt
Organism: Dermacentor silvarum
Lineage: Eukaryota; Metazoa; Arthropoda; Arachnida; Ixodida; Ixodidae
Product: sushi, von Willebrand factor type A, EGF and pentraxin domain-containing protein 1
Exons: 10
Coding region: 545-1921 (458 amino acids)
Source: RefSeq, a predicted model, not a curated record